Messenger RNA from Nerophis lumbriciformis (worm pipefish), 681 nucleotides. It is a transcript of the gene mrpl34, whose product is annotated as mitochondrial ribosomal protein L34. NCBI's taxonomy places the organism in Eukaryota, Metazoa, Chordata, Actinopteri, Syngnathiformes, Syngnathidae. Gene Ontology annotation, biological process: translation. Gene Ontology annotation, molecular function: structural constituent of ribosome. Gene Ontology annotation, cellular component: ribosome; mitochondrial large ribosomal subunit. The record is from RefSeq and is a predicted model, not a curated record.
GCCAGGGGGCGCCGCUUCACCGGUCACGUGAACUCUCACUUCCGGCGCAGAAGAAGACCUGUGACUUUCAGCGUUUACGUUCCUGUGGAGCGCAACAAAACUGUCAUCAUGAACGCGAUUCUGGCGUCGCUUUCCCGCUUGAGAGGAAUAACACAUUCGCAAAGCAUCUCAACAGGAAAGCUGGCCGUAAAUGGGAACCCUCACCUCAGGUCCUUCAGCAACUGGCUGGUCCCCAAAGCCGCCGCGGAUCGCCCGACUCCAAGAACCGGACCGCUCUCCUCCCGAGCCGAGGGCGUCAGAGUCUUCCAGCAGCUGCCGUGGCAACACCAGCAAGUCCGAACAAGGAAAAGAGGCACGGAGUAUCAGCCCAAAAACAUCAAGCGCAAGCGGACCCACGGCUGGAUCAAGAGGCUCAGCAGCAGAGGCGGCAUCGAAAUCAUCCUGCGGCGCAUGUUGAAGGGCCGCAAGUCACUCUCGCACUGAAGAGGACUUGGACACGGAAAAGGGACUCCUGCAUGGUGCGGAAACUACUAGUCGAGGGGUUGGGUUCCCAGUUCUUCCUUAAUGAGUGGGAGGGAUUGAAAACCGGACAGAAACUGAGUUACAUUUGAGAAUUGGGGGGCUGGGUUUCACUUUCACCACCUUGUGUGAAUGGCAUCAUUAAAUGGUACUCAACAUCAA